Molecule: messenger RNA, 2036 nt
Organism: Aedes aegypti (yellow fever mosquito)
Lineage: Eukaryota; Metazoa; Arthropoda; Insecta; Diptera; Culicidae
Product: facilitated trehalose transporter Tret1-2 homolog
Exons: 2
Coding region: 436-1932 (498 amino acids)
Biological process (GO): transmembrane transport; carbohydrate transport
Cellular component (GO): membrane
Molecular function (GO): sugar transmembrane transporter activity
Source: RefSeq, a predicted model, not a curated record
UGAAAAUAUCUGUAAACUCGUUUGAGCACCUUGCAAAACCAAUUCAACAUCGCAUGAGAACACCUUGUGACUCCCUGCUUACCGUGUGAAACCUUUGGUUAUUUCAAGGGAAUGUUUUUAAUAGUACUAGGUAAUCUAUUGUAAACAGAAUCCAAAUGCAAAACCACGUUUCAUGAACUGAUUCAAUAAACUAACUCGCUCAAUUUACCAUUGGUACGUGUUCAUUAUUUGAGAACAAGAAUAUCGUUUUUAUUCUAACAUUAUUAUCACUUGAAGUGAGUUCAAACAUGUUAUUCAAAUCGCAACCUGAUAUAGCUGUACAGAUGGUUUGAUAUAAGUAUGUAAACUACGCAUGAGGCACGCUGCCGUAUCAUUCUUCAAUCAAACUCGUUACAAAUUAUUUAUUGACAUUUAUCCACUUUGAAGUACCAUCGGAUGCGUUUGCCAUUCGCUGGCUUCGACGAUAUCGAAACUGAAGAGAUAGCUGCUGUUCACUGCUCCAGUAGCAAAAUGCAUCGCUCCCGAGCAACGUUCCGCGAGUUCCUGGUGGCUGGCGUUGCCACAAUCUCGGCCGUCAUCAUGGGCUUGGCCCUGGGCUGGCCAUCGCCCAUGUUCAGAAAACUUACGGAGCACAGCCUCUCGGAUAACCCAAUCGGGCAGGUCAUUGUGGAGAGUGAACAAUCGUGGAUCAACUCCGUGCUUGCCAUUGGGGGGUUCUUCGGGCCAUUCGCUGCAGGAUUUCUAGCCGAUCGUCAUGGCAGGAAGUUGACGCUCAUGCUUAGUGCCUUGGUUCACGUUGCCGGAUGGGUUAUGCUCUUGCAGGCUGCUUCGGUGGCCUUGAUGAUUGGGGCACGAUUUGUAUUGGGCUUUGGUAGUGGCUGCAUUCUGGUUACGUUGCCAAUGUACGUUGGAGAGAUCGCUAGCGAUCAGUAUCGAGGAAUGCUGGGGUCGUUUCUGCAAAUUGGACAAACAAUCGGCAUCCUGUACGUUUACUGUAUUGGUCCAUAUGUGGGAUACUAUGCCUUUCAGUGGAUCUGUUGUGCAGUUCCGAUCUUGUUCAUGAUCUUCUUCGGUUACAUGCCGGAGACGCCACACUAUUUCGUAUCCAAAGGACUCUACCAGCAAGCAACUGUAUCACUUAUGUACCUCCGGGAUGCUUCGGCCGACGAAAUUCAACCUGAACUUCAAGCUGUUAAACAGUUCUUGCAGCGAGAGGAGCAACAGAAGAAUUCCAAUGCCGUGAAGAAACUGUUCACCGAAGCGGUCAAUCUGAAGGCGCUGGCGAUCAGCUUCAGUUUGAUAUCGCUGCAACAGUGGACCGGAAUCGAUUGUAUUCUAUCUAAUAGUGAGCUCAUCUUCGAUAAAGCGCAGAUAUCACUUUCAGCUGACGUGUCCACCAUUAUCAUGGGGACGAUUCAAGUGGCUUGUUGUUGCGUGACGUUGAUGUUUGUGGACCGAGUUGGACGUAAGCCGGUUCUGAUGAGUUCCGCAUUAGGAUUGACGGUCGCAUUAACGCUACUCGGAUUUUACUUCCUGAUGCAGAAUAUGGACGUUGAGCAGCAGUACAUAAGCUGGAUUCCAUUGACCGGCAUGGUUGGGUUCAUCGCGGCCUUCAAUUUCGGCUUUGGGCCUGUACCUUGGGCGAUUGCUGCGGAAAUUUUCGCCCACGAUGUAAAAGCAAUCGGAAACACGAUCAACGUGUCGGUGUCGUGGAUUUUGGACUUUCUGGCGUUGCGAUUCUUCCUGUUGAUUAGCGAAUCAUUCGGCUAUCAGUGGGCGUUUUGGAUUUUUGCCAUCAUCUGCGCGUUGGCGUUUUUGUUCACCAUGUUUUUCGUGCUGGAAACGAAGGGGCUCAGUUUGCAGGAGAUUCAAAAACGAUUAGGAAGGAAACCGGAGCAAGACGAAUCAAAUGGCACCCAAGGAAGUCUAUGAUGCAGGUUUCAUGUGUAUACAGAAAUGUAGGUUUUACCGAGAGUAUGUAUUUAUGUUAUUUGUUUAUAUUGACUUUAAAAAUAUACUUAUAUUGUGAUAUUUUA